Molecule: messenger RNA, 572 nt
Organism: Dentiscutata heterogama
Lineage: Eukaryota; Fungi; Glomeromycota; Glomeromycetes; Diversisporales; Gigasporaceae
Source: the annotation of a GenBank genome assembly
CAUUCAAUUUUGUUUCUGCACAACAAAUACCAACAAAUCUUUCCAUUUCAUGUUUAGGAGAACUUACUAAACUUUUUGUAAGUUCAGACCUCAACAGUUGCGCUUCAUUUAUCAAGUUAACACAAUUGCUAAAUGCAACUAACCCAACACCAGUCUUAGAUAGUUAUUGUUCCGCUCCCAAAUGCAGUGACAAUACCACUUCUGCUUAUGCUACUGAACUUAAAAGUCAGUGCGCAACAGAUCUUACCGCAAAUGAUCCUACCGUUUAUACGAUAAAACAAUCUCUUGUUUUCAAUUCUCCGCUAAAGGAUUCCCUGUGCUUUAAGAACUCUUCUGGAGGAUAUUGUGACUUGGAUUUAAAUAGUGCUUCGAUAUUAAUUUACAUUAGUGGAUUGAGUGUUACUCCUCCCACUAUUAUUAAUUGUACCGAUUGUAAUAAAGCUAUUUUAAACACUUUUGUGAAUUACUUUAAAGCUCAUCCUGAAUCCUUGACCGAAUUAUCAACUAAUACGACACAAUUUCAAAAUACGGUUACAACAAAAUGCGGUGCUUCUUUCUUAGGAUUAUAUUGA